UUAUAAAAUUUUGUAAAUAAGUGAUUUUUCUCCCUCACUGAUGUGCACUAAUGAGGCUGCAGUGAUGGGCACUGAUAGGCUGCACUGAUGGAUACUGAUAGGUGGCACUGAUUGGCAGCACUGAUAGGUGGCACUAACUGGCACUGAUGGGUGGCACUGACUGGCACUGAUGGGUGACACUGAAAUACAGCUCAGAUGGGCAUUGAUAUGUGACAUUGAUGUGGCACUGAUGGGCACUGAAAUGUGGCAUUGGUGUGGCACUGAUGGGCACUGGCAGGUGGCAUGGAUGAGCUCUGAGAGCUGGCACUGAUGGACACUGACAGGUGGC
Molecule: messenger RNA, 328 nt
Organism: Staurois parvus
Lineage: Eukaryota; Metazoa; Chordata; Amphibia; Anura; Ranidae
Source: the annotation of a GenBank genome assembly